This is a messenger RNA of Gryllus bimaculatus (two-spotted cricket), 1902 nucleotides long. Lineage: Eukaryota; Metazoa; Arthropoda; Insecta; Orthoptera; Gryllidae. The record is from the annotation of a GenBank genome assembly.
AUGGAGAACGAGAGACAAGGUGAGAGCAGGGAAGGGCGAGAGGGGGGAAGAGAGGGAGGGAGAAGGAGAAAGAGGGUGGGAGAGCAGGCAGAAGAGCAUGAGUACGUGGGUAUGACAGCAUACAGGAGCAAGGAAGGGAGGAUGCAAGAAAACGAGAAAGCAGGGAAGAGACAAAUGGAGUACUGGAAAGAGGGAAGAUUCAAAGACUGUGGAGCCUCAGGAACAGAAUUUACUUCCUUCUUUACUGCAACAUCACUAACAAGCGCCAAAUUGACAAUGUGGACAUCAUUUAAAGUUGGACAUGGGGUGGAGAAAGUAGAAAUAUCAUUAGAAGAACAGAAGGUAAAAGUAACCUCAUCAUUGCCUGCUGAAGACCUUCUAGCAGUUAUCAAGAAGACUGGAAAAGCCACUGAAUACCUUGGGGUGCAGCAAUAAACAAUGGCAUUCUUUCACUAUUAAUUUUGUCAAUCAUGAACAUUGUAUGUAAAUUGCUUUAAUUUUUAUCUUUUUACUAAGAUUUUUACUUAUUUUAUUCAUGGAGGACUAUAUUUCCUUUUGGCUUUACUGUAUCCAUAUAAUUGCUCAGAUCUAGUCAUUUGCAGAUCUGUUAUCUCCAAGUAAUUCUGAAAGAUAAUGUACUUGUCAUAUGAAUAAGCCUCUAUAAUUGGGAUUAUCUAUCCUGCAAUUGAUCUCUAUAUUUGGUUGUACUCAAAGCUGCAAUGUAUAAUUAAACCAUAUUUUCUCUAAUUGUUUUAUCUUUGAUCAGACUUUUAUUUCACCAUGUCUGCAAGCAUUAGUCAUGUUCAUGCACAUGUCAUGUUAUCAGAUUAAAGGUCAAUUACUGUUCAUCUAGGCAGGAACCAAGCUUGUUGAAACAAAAGUUUUAAAUGAAAUGACUUAACACUUUGAAAAAAUAUAUUUUUCUUAUUCAUUUACAUCACUAAUGUAAAUCUAUUUACAAGUUACCCUAUAUACAGAAAGCAAUGUACAUUUUUUAAUCCACAAACCUGGUCUGAAAGUAUGCUCCAUUUUCUCAAAACAGCAGUUAAACAAAAGCAAUAACAUCACUCAAAAAUAAGUUUCAAAACCUUGUUUUACAAUACUUCAUAUUAUUAACAGAUCUGUUUGUAUAAAUAGUAGGAAUGUAAAACUGCAAAGAAAUUAUUUGGUAAACAUUCAGUUAAGGAAGCGAAUUGACAUCUUCUGUUCUACAUCUGUGCGUUCUAGAGCUUUACAAAAUUCUUCAAAGGAAAUCAUUUGAUCCCCGUUUUGAUCAGCCUCCAAAAUUGUCCUCUCUGCAAUGCUUGUCAGUUGUUCCUCACUAAUGUUGGCACCAACCAUCAUGUGCAAAAUAGCCAGCAACUCAUCACGAGAGAUUUUUUCAUCAUUAUCCAGAUCGUACAUUUUGAAUGCGAACUUCAAUUUUUGUUCCCUGGAGUUGAGCUUAUUGUCCCGCCCCUUCUUAAUAGGACGGAAAUGAGCCAAUACUUGCAUGAACUGCAAAAAAUUUACACGAUCACCACAUCCCUCCUCGAAGAAGGCGUGCACAAUUCGGUCUCCGAGAGGAUUAAUAGCCAAUUCAGGAAUCCUGAGGAAAUCUUCGCGGCUCAAAGUUCCACAAUCGCCGCGAUCCAAGCUUGUAAAACGACUAUACAAUCUUUCGAUUUGAUUUGGCGUGAACCCAGUUUCUUCUUGAAUUUGGGCGAUCUCUUCUUCUCGCAACAACAAUGAUGACCUGUUACCCAUCGGUAAAUGUUUCUUGCAACAGAAUCUGGAGCAAAAUUAAGGUAAUCACCCACAACAACUACCAAACACGAUACACGAGCGUUGUUGUAAAUACUCGAAGAGCCUACAGUCGAACUAAUAAUGACGGGCGAAGGGCAGAAAUACGCAGCGCGUUUU